Messenger RNA from Dioscorea cayenensis subsp. rotundata (Guinea yam), 1263 nucleotides. RefSeq names its product mitochondrial arginine transporter BAC1. Gene Ontology annotation, molecular function: L-ornithine transmembrane transporter activity. The transcript is spliced from 9 exons. Gene Ontology annotation, biological process: mitochondrial L-ornithine transmembrane transport. NCBI's taxonomy places the organism in Eukaryota, Viridiplantae, Streptophyta, Magnoliopsida, Dioscoreales, Dioscoreaceae. The coding region runs from base 53 to 976 and encodes 307 amino acids. The record is from RefSeq and is a predicted model, not a curated record.
CUGCGAAAGAUCAAGAAACCCUAGUCUUCUUCUCCUCCAUUGGAGAAGCAAGAUGGCCGCCGGCGACGCCGCUAAGGACUACGCCGCCGGAUUCGUCGCCGGGGUCGCCACUGUCAUCGUUGGCCAUCCUUUCGACACUGUCAAGGUGAAAUUGCAAGCUUACAACACUAAGACACAAGUAAAGGAGUACAAGAAUGCUUGGCAGUGCACUAGUCGGAUAUUGAGGACUGAGGGGGCUAGAGGACUCUAUAGAGGUGCAACUUCAUCUUUUAUUGGGAUGGCGUUUGAGAGCUCCCUUUUGUUUGGCCUCUAUUCCCAGACGAAAAAAAUUUUGCAGGGAGAAACUCAAAGCAGUCAGCCACAGCUUCAAGUAAUAAUUCCCUCUGCUGCUUAUGGCGGAGCUAUAAUUAGCAUGAUACUCUGCCCAGCAGAACUAGUGAAGUGCAGAAUGCAAGUUCAGGGAACAGAGUCAUCAGUUUCCAAGUAUGCCAGAUAUUCCAGCCCUCUAGAUUGUGCUCUUCAAACCAUACGGAGUGAAGGGCUUAAAGGUAUAUUUCGUGGUGGUUAUACAACUUUGUUGAGAGAAUCAACUGGGAAUGCAACAUUUUUCACCAUUUAUGAGUUAAGUCGAUAUCACAUGCGCAAACGGUUAGACUCUAGUUCAUCUACCUUAGGACAAAAACCAAAGCUGUUGAUUGAAGCAGGUGUCGACAUUAUUAGUGGUGGUCUUGCCGGGAUGUCUUUCUGGUUAGCUGUUCUGCCAUUGGAUGUCGCAAAAACUAUCAUUCAGACCUCACCUGACACAAAUUCCAGUCGGAAUCCUUUCCAAACUCUGAAAUCAAUAUACAGGAGAGUCGGUUUUCGAGGGCUUUACGCCGGCCUUGGUCCUACUCUUGCAAGAGCAUUUCCUGCUAAUGCAACUGCAAUGGUCACCUGGGAGCUCACUGCUAAGCUUCUCGGAGUUCAGCGUCAUUGAUGCGAGGAUGCUGCAACAACCUCUGUUCUUCUUCUUCUUCAUCAUUUGUCUGAAAAGGCCUUGAAUUCUUCUUCAUUGCACUGCGGAUACAAUGAAGAAAUUUUUUGUGAUUUGGGGAGAGGUGGUCUUUUAAUUGUUAUCUCUGAUCACACUAUCCCAAUCUGAUUGAUCUUAGAGAACACUUGAUAGCUCCAUGAAUUCUUUUACAAAUUCAUGUGUAGUACUGUUAUUUUGUUAGCGUGAGUGUGAUAUUAGAACAGCGGUUUAUUCACGCACUUCUUUCUUUA